Aptenodytes forsteri (emperor penguin) is the source of this 1071-nucleotide messenger RNA. RefSeq names its product exocyst complex component 3 like 2 (gene EXOC3L2). Gene Ontology annotation, biological process: exocytosis; exocyst localization. The transcript has 11 exons. Gene Ontology annotation, cellular component: exocyst. Lineage: Eukaryota; Metazoa; Chordata; Aves; Sphenisciformes; Spheniscidae. Gene Ontology annotation, molecular function: SNARE binding. The record is from RefSeq and is a predicted model, not a curated record. Bases 1 to 1071 code for a protein of 356 amino acids.
AUGGGGACACCGGGACAGGCGCUGGAGGUGCUGGGGCACCCUGAGGUGGGGGCCCUGCUGCAGGCGCAGGCGCUGGGGCCCCUCCUGCCCCCGGAGACCCAGCGCAGCCUCGAGAGCUCCUGCAUUGCCGCCGUCAAGGCAAAGGUGGAGGUGGCGGUGGCACAGGAGCUGCAGCUCAGCGAGGACACCUGGGCAGAGGAGGCCUCCAGCCAGGAGCUGCAGGAGGGACUGGCCACCCGCGUCACCGGGCUGCUGCGGGCGCACGUGGACCGAGCCCCCCAGAUCACCCCUGAGUUUGGCAUGGAGAUGGCACACAGCCUGCUGGGCGUGCUGGUGACCUUCCUGCACAGUUUCCAGCGGAAGGUGGAGCGGUUCCUGGAGGCCCCCGGCGAAGCCACCCCACCUGACGGUGCCACCGGACGGGCCAUCGCCCUGGUCAACUGCUGCCCCCCCUUCAGGACCUUCGUCGAGCGCCUGGCGCAGUUUGGGCACCCGGAGAGCGAGGAGCCCCGGCGCCAGGCCCACGCUGCCCUGGACAAGGUGACCCGGCUCUGCAACCACGUCCUCACCCAGCGCCUCUUCGAGGACCUCAAGCCCUACUUCAACAAGCUGAUGAAGCGCAAGUGGCUGACGAGCUCCGACGCCUUCGACACCAUCGUGAUGCACAUCACCAGCUUCACCCAGAAGCUGCGCCCGCUGCGCCCCGAGCCCUACCAGGUGCUGGUGAGCGAGGUGCACCGGCGGGUGCUUAUCGAGUACGUGCGGCCGCUGCUGCAGGUGCGCUUGGUCUGCACCUCGGCCAAGAUGCGCGCCCGGGUGGCCGCCCGCCUCGGGGACGAAGCCCGCCAGCUCCGCGAGCUCUUCAGCCGCUUGGAUUCGACCUCGCCCUGGCUGGAUUCGGUGGUGCCGCGGUUGAGGGAGCUGCUGGUGCUGGAGGACACGGCGGCACUGCAGAUGGAGGUGGGCGUCCUGGUGAGGGACUUCCCCGACGUCCGGCGGAAGCACGUGGCGGCGGUGCUGGACGUGCGGGGGCUGCGGGGGGUGGCCCCUGCGCAGGCACGGGGCAUGUGA